Molecule: messenger RNA, 661 nt
Organism: Electrophorus electricus (electric eel)
Lineage: Eukaryota; Metazoa; Chordata; Actinopteri; Gymnotiformes; Gymnotidae
Gene: cxcl32b.1
Product: chemokine (C-X-C motif) ligand 32b, duplicate 1
Biological process (GO): immune response
Cellular component (GO): extracellular region
Molecular function (GO): chemokine activity
Source: RefSeq, a predicted model, not a curated record
CUGAAGCUUUAUUUCCCCUCUUUGCUGCGUAUAAAGAAAUACUCCGGUGCAGGUAUGAGAUAUGAGAUCAGCCUCGACUUGGGUGAAAAGAUGAAAACUCUCCUGCUGUGUGUAACUGUGAUGCUGGCAGCCACCUCCUGCCAAUCGAGCCGGUCAUCUUUGUGUGGCUGUCUCAAGACGUCAUUGACCAUUCUUCCUGUGUCGAGAAUAAAAGCAUACUCUAUACAGAAAGCAAGCCCCUGCCAUAUUGAGGCAGUUAUGUUCACGACAAUCAAAGGAAUCAAGGUUUGCUCCGACCCAAAAAAACUCUGGGUGAAAAAAGCGAUGAAAUCACUGAAUGCCGUAAAAAGGACUGCUAUCACGACAUAUCCGACAACCCUGUCUUUUAAUACUACUUGGAAAUCAAUAUGAACUUAUGCUCAAACUCCAUAACCUGUAUCUCAUUUGUCACAUCUGUUAUUGCGGUUGCUAUCUUAAUGGCUCUAUGUUUGUAUAUUCAGUUGUAAUUCUUCAUGUAAUCAGGGCUCAUUAUACACCGAGGGCCAUGUGAUCACUGCUAUGUUCUCUGUUAGAGUGGACCUGUUGUGGAAUCACUGCUCAAAGGGGUAUCACAGUGUUCCAUGUUUUACAUAAAGAAUAAAAGUGUUUAUCGAUCAAACUA